AUGAGUCUCGUCGAACUUCCCUCCAGACACACCGUCUCGCUCAUCGUCCAACCCGCAGCCGAGCCUAACGAUCUUCCGCCCGUCCUCUUCGUGCAUGGCCUAGCGAACAAUCGCGACGUGUUCGCGUCUCUCCUCGCCUCGCUGCCUACUCGCAAGCGCAUCGCAUACGACCUGCCCGGUCAUGGGAAGUCUCCCCUCUAUACACCAUUCAACCUCGCGACUCUCGUGAGCGACUGCCAAGCCAUCCUCGCGCAUGCAGGAGUGGAUGGCGAGAUCGACAUCGUGGCGCACUCGGGCGGAACCGUUAUAGCCCUCGCACUCGCCGCCGAGCUGAAAUCGCGCGUGCGCGCUCUCAUCCUUCUCGGAGCCCCGGCGCUACCCAUGCCGGACCUCGUGUCCCCUGCCGCAGCGUUGCGAGCAGGUGGAACUAGCGCGCUACUUGCGGCACAGAUCAAUGCGCUUGGUGCGGACGGAAGACGCGACGAGAGAGUGCGUUCGGAGCUGGAGAAGAUGGUGCUGGCUCAAAGCACCGACGGGCCGUGCGCUGUUCUGGAAUCGUUCAGCGGCUUCGCCUUGCCACAGGAAAUACAAGCAAGGAAGAGCAUCGUCAUAUACGGCGACGAGGAUACGUUCGCCAGACCCGAGGACGCGGAGAAGCUGGCGUCACUACUGGGCGGAGAGGCGUUCAGAAUUCCGACAUGCGGGCACGCGAUGCUGCUGGAGAAGCCCGAGGCGGUACAAGAGAUUAUACACAGAGCUUUGAGUGCUUGA
Molecule: messenger RNA, 771 nt
Organism: Peniophora sp. CBMAI 1063
Lineage: Eukaryota; Fungi; Basidiomycota; Agaricomycetes; Russulales; Peniophoraceae
Source: the annotation of a GenBank genome assembly